AACCAGCCAUUAAUAUAAAAGUUUUUAUGAGAUUAAGGUGUUAUUUGGAUGAAGUUAAGCAGUUGUGGUGUAAAACUAAGUAAAAAGAGGUCAUCUACCCCCAUCCCCCGACACUCCACAUUCUCUUUCACUGUGAAAUCUUAUUACUACCAAUUACUGAAAUUCAGUGUAUGAGCUGUAAGCCUGUAACUAAUCUCUUUCCAAAAUUUGAACAUCGACAUAAUAAGCUUCUUUUUCAACAUCCCUCUUUUAACAUCUUCCCACCUCUUUACAUCAUUGUCCUCCUUAAGUAACUAACCGCUUCUUUCUUAUUUGUCUCCUUCCUUCUCUAAUUUCACAAUUUGUCUUCUUAACUCUCUCUAUUUCUCUCUCUCUCUCUCACGCACACGCAGACGCAGACGCACGCAAACCAAGAAAAACAAGAAGAAGAAAAAUUCAUUCUGCUAUUCUAAAGUAUCAAUGUGAUCAUCCUAUCAAGCUUUUGCAAUCCAUUAUAAAGAGAAAAACGCUUUUGAAGGAGUAAGGAAAAUGGAUGGUGAAGAUAGACCGAGGACGAUGUGGAGAAGCUUGAAGCAACGGCUAGGAUUCAGCGGACUACCAUGUUGUGGGUCCACUUGGAAUCUAAGAGUAUCAGACGUGCCGACGAGAGAAGAAGAAGAGGCCCAACAAAUACAGGCCCAGGAAGAAGAGCCCAUGAUUAUGGCCCAUCAAGGAACCAUGAACCUCGCUUCAGCAUUGGCAGCGGAGCGUCGAUUUCAGAGCGUGAAUGCCACGGCGCAAUUGAAGACGUUGAUGAGAUUGUUCGAGGAAACGGACGGUAGAGAUGAGAAGAAGAAUCUGAAAUGGUAUAUCAAAGAAGAAUCAAGAGGUGGAAUUGAUGACAUGUGCUGCGUAUGCAUGGAAAGGAAUAAGGGCGCCGCCUUUAUCCCCUGUGGACAUACCUAUUGUAGAGUUUGUUCUACAGAGCUGUUCAUGAAUAGAGGAUUGUGCCCUCUUUGUAAUUGUUCCAUUACUCAAAUUCUCAAUAUUUUCUAAGAUACCAUUUUUGUGAAAAAAAAAACUUUAGGAAUCAUUUUUUAAUAUUCUGAGUUUGAUUUUUUUUUUUCUUGGUUGACCUGAAAAACGGAGUUAUAUGUCUACUGUUUUGAGUUUUUUUUUUGGGGGGUUGGGGGACAUUAGUUACUAUUUUUUGUAGUGUAAUUUAUGUAUUUCAUACUUGAAAAAGGGUGAAACGGGGUAAUGAAAAGAAUUUAAAAGCAAGUAGAAUAAAGUGCUUCUUGCUUCUAGUAAUUGAUUUGGCUUUCAAUCAUUGUGAUUUUG
This is a messenger RNA of Capsicum annuum, 1320 nucleotides long. Its product is annotated as mitochondrial ubiquitin ligase activator of nfkb 1. The transcript has 2 exons. The record is from RefSeq and is a predicted model, not a curated record. NCBI's taxonomy places the organism in Eukaryota, Viridiplantae, Streptophyta, Magnoliopsida, Solanales, Solanaceae. The coding region runs from base 529 to 1035 and encodes 168 amino acids.